This is a messenger RNA of Miscanthus lutarioriparius, 3384 nucleotides long. NCBI's taxonomy places the organism in Eukaryota, Viridiplantae, Streptophyta, Magnoliopsida, Poales, Poaceae. The record is from the annotation of a GenBank genome assembly.
AUGGCGUCCGCCGAGGACCAGGCCGCGGCCGCCGCGCUGCUGGGGGGCGACCCGGCGGCGUUCGACGCGCUGCUCUCGACGCUCAUGUCGUCGUCCAACGCCGACCGCUCCGCCGCCGAGGCCGCUUUCCACCGCCUCCGGGCCUCGCACCCGGAGCCCCUCGCGCUGCGGCUCGCCACCUCGCUCGCGGCGCCCGCCACCCCCGCCGACCUGCGCGCCAUGGCGGGGGUCCUCCUCCGCAAGGUCCUCUCCCCGACCCCGUCCUCCGACGCAUCCUCCAACAACGCAGCCACGCCCCCGGCGCCGCUCUGGCCGCAGCUCUCCCCCGCGGGCCAGACCGCGCUCAAGGCGCACCUCCUCUCCGCGCUCCAGUCCGAUCCUCCCAAGCCCAUCGCCAAGAAGGUCUGCGACGCCGUCUCUGAGCUCGCCGCCUCGCUGCUGCCCGAGAACGCCUGGCCCGAGCUGCUGCCGUUCCUCUUCCGCGCUGCGUCGGGGCCCGAGGCGCCCAACCUCCAGGAGUCAGCACUGCUCAUCUUCGCGAGGCUGGCGGAUUACAUCGCGGAAUCGCUCCUCGACCAUCUGAUGACUAUCCACAACCUCCUCGCCUCCGCCCUGGCGCAUCCCACGUCCCCUGAUGUUCGGAUUGCGGCCCUGGGUGCCGCAGUCAACCUCGUCCAGUGCCUGCCAACCAACUCCGACCGGGAUAAGAUGCAGGAUUUGCUCCCAGCAAUGAUGAGGGCGCUCACUGAUUGCCUAAACUCUGGCCAGGAGGCCUCUGCGCAGGAGGCACUGGAGCUGCUCGUGGAGCUUGCUGGCGCUGAGCCAAGGUUCCUGAGGAGGCAGAUUGCUGAUGUGGUGGGGGCAAUGUUGCAAGUUGCUGAGGCUGCACAGCUGGAAGAUGGGACCAGGCACUUGGCGGUGGAGUUUGUGAUUACCCUUGCCGAGGCCAGGGAGCGUGCACCAGGAAUGAUGCGGCGACUCCCGCAGUUUGUUGGUAGGCUGUUUGCAGUGCUGAUGCAGAUGCUGCUUGAUGUCGAGGAUGACCCUGCUUGGCACUCUGCUGAAACUGAAGAUGAGGACGCAGGGGAAGGGAACAACUAUGGAGUGGCACAGGAGUGCCUUGACCGCCUUGCCAUUGCCAUUGGUGGGAACGCAAUUGUGCCUAUUGCAUCUGAGCUGCUACCACAGUACCUGUCUGCUCCUGAGUGGCAGAAGCACCAUGCUGCGCUCAUUACACUUGCACAGAUUGCGGAAGGAUGUGCAAAGGUUAUGCUUAAAAGUUUGGAACAAGUUGUUUCGAUGAUAUUGAAUGGAUUUCAACAUCCCCACCCACGUGUGAGAUGGGCUGCUAUCAAUGCCAUUGGUCAGCUCUCUACGGAUUUGGGUCCAGAUCUUCAAGUUCAUUACCACCAGCAGGUGCUGCCUGCAUUGGCAAAUGCUAUGGAUGAUUUCCAGAAUCCACGAGUCCAGGCACAUGCAGCUUCAGCGAUUUUGAAUUUUAGUGAGAAUUGUACACCGGAAAUUUUGACGCCUUACUUGGAUGGAAUUGUGAACAAAUUACUUGUUCUUCUCCAGAAUGGCAAGCAAAUGGUGCAGGAGGGAGCAUUGACAGCUCUAGCGUCAGUAGCAGAUUCGUCACAGGAUCACUUCAAGAAAUACUAUGAUUCUGUCAUGCCAUACCUAAAAUCUAUCUUGAUGCAUGCAACUGAUAAGUCCAAUAGGAUGCUUCGUGCCAAGUCCAUGGAGUGCAUAAGUUUGGUAGGAAUGGCUGUGGGUAAGGAUAAGUUCAGAGACGACGCAAGGCAGGUUAUGGAAGUACUUAUGGCUUUGCAAGGAGCUCCAAUGGAAACUGAUGAUCCAAUUACCAGCUACAUGUUGCAGGCUUGGGCCAGGCUAUGCAAAUGUCUUGGACAGGAUUUCCUUCCUUACAUGAGUGUUGUUAUGCCUCCACUGCUUCAGUCUGCUCAGCUGAAGCCUGAUGUUACAAUUACUUCAGCCGAAUCAGAUGACGAUAUUGAAUCAGAUGAUGAUAGCAUAGAAACAAUCACACUUGGUGACAAAAGAAUAGGAAUCCGAACUAGUGUGCUGGAAGAGAAAGCAACAGCUUGCAACAUGCUGAGCUGCUAUGCUGAUGAGCUUAAGGAGGGUUUCUUCCCAUGGAUUGAUCAGGUUGCCCCAACGUUGGUCCCUCUGCUGAAGUUUUACUUCCAUGAGGAAGUCAGGAGAGCUGCUGUUGCAGCCAUGCCCGAACUCCUACGCUCGGCAAAGUUGGCUGUUGAGAAGGGGCAGGCUCAAGGCCGUGAUCAGUCUUAUGUUAAACAGUUGUCUGACUACAUAAUUCCGGCACUUGUUGAAGCACUGCACAAGGAGCCAGAAACAGAAAUGUGCUCAUCCAUGCUGGAUUCUUUAAACGAGUGUAUGCAGCUUUCUGGUCUUCUGCUUGAUCAAACCCAAGUACGAGCUAUCUCGGAUGAGAUUAAAAAUGUCAUUAUAGCCAGCGCCACCCGGAAAAGAGAACGUUCUGAGAGAACAAAAGCGGAAGAUUUUGAUGCUGAUGAAGGAGAGCUACUCAAAGAAGAGAAUGAACAGGAGGAGGAAGUAUUUGAUCAGGUCAGCGAGUGCCUAGGGACUUUGAUUAAAACCUUCAAAGGUUCUUUCUUGCUGUUUUUUGAAGAGCUCUCUAUGUACAUUACACCAAUGUUGGGAAAAGAUAAAACACCCGAAGAGAGAAGGAUAGCUAUCUGUAUUUUUGAUGAUGUUGCAGAGCAAUGCCGUGAAUCAGCUUUGAAGUAUUAUGACACAUACCUUCCUUUCCUUUUGGAGGCAUCAAACGACGAAAAUUCAGAUGUUCGGCAGGCUGCUGUCUAUGGUGUGGGUGUAUGUGCCGAGUUUGGUGGUCAUGUUUUUCGCCCUCUAGUAGGAGAGGCCCUAUCGAAAUUAAACAAUGUUAUAAGACAUCCUGAGGCACGACUUCCUGAUAAUAUCAUGGCAUAUGAUAAUGCUGUUUCGGCACUUGGAAAAAUAUGCCAAUUUCAUCGUGAUGGUAUUGAUGCAGCUCAGGUUGUUCCAGCUUGGCUUAGCUGCUUGCCUAUAAAAGACGACAAGAUUGAAGCUAAAGUUGUACAUGAACAACUUUGCUCAAUGGUGGAGAGGUCGGAUACUGAAAUUCUCGGUCCUCAUAGUCAGUAUCUUCCUAAAAUUGUUUCAAUAUUUGCAGAGGUUUUGUGCAAUGGAACAGAACUCGCCACUGAUGAAACUAGAAACAGGAUGGUGAAUGUCUUGAGGCGUUUCCAGCAGACUUUGCCUCCUGAUUUUCUUGCAUCAACGUUUUCCAACUUGCAACCGCAGCAACAGCUACUGCUACAGUCCAUCUUGUCGACAUAG